CUUUAGUUCAACACACACUUGAGACGAGCUUAUUGACAGAGCAAAGAGGCGCAAGUCACACAGCUUGGCAUCUACAGAAGCCUGUCUGCGCUAUCGUCCUUUUGUAGUUUCUCAGGACUCUGCCGAUCAUGGCCAGCGUCAAAGACCCGCCUCAGGAGACCACCACGCCGCCACGAUCCAGCGAGGACAACAGCCAACCUGCCGAGAAAGGGACGAGGGGAACGCCACCAGCUUCUGAAGAUGCCAGAAAGCGAGCUGGAGAGACAGAGAGCGCUGGACAGGAUGAGAAAAUUGUUGCCCGGCCCGAGACACCUCCGGAAGCCAUCAAAGAGGUACCCGAGAAAGUCUCGAUACCAAUUCUCGCUCCCCCACCUCCGCCACGUACAUCUUCGAACGCGGCCGCGUCUAGUGGCAGUGGUACAAAAUUCGAAAGCUCCCGGGGUGCAAGAGAAUCCAAGGCAGGGGCUGGCGCCACGGCGAAUCUUGGUGACGAUGGAGAAUGGCAAGACAUGCCCGUGAUACGGACAUUGACCGAGGAAGAUGAACACUAUGCCGUCUUGGAUGAAGAAGACCGCAAAAAGUAUCGCUACAAGGUGUCCAAUAAUCGCAGAUUCGAAGAUGAGACUGGACUUCCCGGGACACUUCAAGACAAGCGCAAGUCCGGGGCAAUCGGCAAUGCGACGGGGCGUCAUUUGGACAUCGACGAUGCACGAGGGUAUGAUUGGCGUAGCAAGCCAGCCGGGAUUGAUUUGGACGAAAGCGAGGAGGAGGAGCAAGGGCGAGGUUACACUCAGAUUCAAUUGCAAGAAGAUGAAGAGGCGGAGCGACUGCAUGCUGCUACCGAAUACUUGUUUAACGACGUGACGAACUCCCCCUUAGAAGGGCCGUCCGUCACGCCUGCGAACCAGAUGGCGACGACGAAGCAGUUGUUGACAGAGGGGCAGCGCAUAGCCUACGUAGGUCUGUGCAGCCUACUUGCAAAGGAUAUCAAGGCAAAGGUCGUCAAAGGGCCGAAAGGCAACGACCUAAAGGAGGCAGCUCAGAGCGCCGACCAUUGGAUAGCUAGUACUAUGUCCAAGCUCUACGUACACAUGGACGUUGAGGGUCCAGAGAAACACAUGAUCGAGAUGUUGGGAGAGCACGGCGUGUUCGCCUCGGACCUUGCGGCAAAUCUUGCAACAACACAGACUAUAGACAACCCAGACUUUGAUCCGCGAGCACUUGCAGAAAGGGAAGAGAUGGAGCGGAAAGAGGCGAAGGAGGCAGAGGAGGCAAAAGAGAAAGUUCGCAUUCAAGUGGAGGAGGCUCAGGCCAAUGCUUCAAGUGGUAAGAACCCCGAUGGGUUGCAGGGAGACGCCACUUCCGGGGAUUCUAGCGAGCCGCCCCCGGCCUACGAGGCCAAAGAGGAAGAGGAAGGAGAGAUGGAAGAGAUCCAGGAUGACGGAGACAUCGGCGCGCAGUUGCAAUCGCCGCGACCGGCGAGGAAAUCAAUAGAACGGCCGUUCAAAGCAGCGAAAAUCCUAAUCGACAAGCGCGACGAGGCUACUUUGGAAGAGACGGACAUUGGGUGUGGUGCUCAGACUCAGCGGGCGCCACAGCCGGAUGCGGGCGAUGCGCCAGAUGGGACCCACGAUCAAGGUCUCAGCAUGGACACAGUCCAGGCAAGUCCCGGCACCCGCGCCAAGGUCUUGCUCGACCCGAACACCAUGGCUCAAGUGAAUGCCGACAAUCUUAAAGCCGACGGGCAAGAAGCGAGCAAAGCCCAACAAGAAGUAUCUAAGACGUUGGGGCUAACCUCACAGCCGCAAGCUGUGCAGCCACCACCUAACGCCCUGGAGGGCGUGACGACAGAGAUCAGUACCGCAGACAGGACCAUCACCCUCGACAUUCGAUGGACCGUUCUGUGCGAUCUGUUCCUCCUUCUCAUCUCCGAGGCCAAUUACGAUGCGCGUUCCCGUGUCCUGCUCGAGAACGUCGCCCAGGCCCUCGGGCUGACAUGGCUAGAUGUGACCAAGUUCGAGAAGCGAGUCGCGGACACACUGGAGAUUGAAGAGGGUGUGGAGAAGCUUAAAGAUCAAUCGCUGGUGGAAGAAAGGGCAGCGCAAGCGAAGAAGAAGCGUCUCUUAAUGAUGGGACUCGCGACAGUCGGUGGCGGUCUCGUGAUCGGAUUAUCAGCCGGGUUGCUCGCACCGCUGAUUGGGCUGGGUCUUGGUACGGCUUUGGGCACCAUCGGUAUUGGUGGAACAACUGCAUUCCUAGGCGGCGCAGGCGGUGCCGCGCUCAUCACUACUACGGCUACGCUGGGAGGUGCGCAGAUGGCCGGUCGAGGAAUGAGUAAAAGGACCAGGAGUGUGCGCACGUUCGAAUUCAAGACGCUGCAUAACAAAAAGCGGUUCAACUGCAUCAUCGGCAUCCCUGGAUUCAUGAGUGGCGAACAGGACGAUCCCCGCCUCCCCUUCAGCGUCAUCGACAGCAUGAUGGGCGACCUUUUCACAGUGCUUUGGGAGCCGGACAUGAUGAAAGAGAUGGGUAAUGCCAUCGGCAUCCUUUGGAAUGAGACGAUCGGGUCAGGUGUGCAGCAGGUGCUGGCAGUGACAUUCGCCAGUGCCUUGGUAGGAGCUCUCGCGUGGCCCAUCUGGCUUUCGAAGCUCGGCUAUCUGAUCGACAAUCCUUGGUCCAACGCACUCGAUCGCGCAAGGGCAGCUGGCCUCAUCUUGGCUGAUGUCCUCUCUAAGAAGCAAAUGGGCGCCCGUCCAAUCACCUUGGUAGGCUUCAGCCUCGGAGCAAGAGUAAUAUACUACGCCCUCACAGAGCUCUACCGCAAGAAUUCCUUCGGAAUUGUGCAAAAUGUCUACCUCAUCGGUGCUCCAGUCAGCGCCAACGUCAAGAACUGGACGGAGGUCCGCAGUGUCGUAUCAGGCCGAUUUGUCAAUGGAUACUCUACAUCUGACUGGAUCUUGGGGUACCUGCAUCGGGCUACGACCGGCGGUCUAUCAACCGUCGCCGGCUUGCAUCCCAUCCAAAUAGUCCCUGACAUUGACAAUGUCGACCUCACGCACAUUGUACCUGGGCAUCUCGCUUACAGGGCCUUGAUGCCCUUAGUGCUCGGCGAGUUGGGCUUCAGGACUAUUGCCGACUACUUUGACGAGCCGGAAGAGCUGUCUCAGAUUCCAGAGAGAGAGGUGGUGCUUGAGCCCACCAAUACCGCCCCGGAAUCGGAGCAGGUCCCACAGACGAGCACAUUCGCAUCAUUUUUCCGCCGUAAAAACGACGUGUCUGCCGCCUCUCCCUCGCCAGCGCAACCUUUGACUCACAAUCUCGAACAGAAUCUCCGACACGCACUCUCCAAACAGCAUACCUCAGCACUGAAACAUGGCCGGUCUGCGCAGGAUUAUGACUACGAAUACGACGAAGACGCUGACGCUGACGAAGAAGGGCAUGCAGACAAAUCUGCCUCUCCAGGCCGAAGAUUACCGCCAUACCCAGCGGAGAGUGUCAGCGCCUCGAGCUCUGAGAAGCACGACCUCAGCCUGGAUCGCUGUGAAUCUACAAGCGUCGCCCCUGCUGCGCUUGAGCGGGAACGGGAUUCGGAAUCGGCGGUGGUGUUUGAUACGGACCUGCUUCUGGAGGAGCUACGCCGCGCCGGCGUAGAAGUGAAGGAGCUGGAAACUUCCUUGCCACCCUUGGCCACUUCGACUGUUCAACCCAAGGAAAAAGCGCCUGUUAGGAACGACAAGGCGCAAGUUUGGCAGCCAGAGCUGCAAGCCCCGUUGGUGCGCCCAACGGACUUGGCACCGAGCCAAUCUCACCAAGGCGGCGAGCACAGUCUGAGCGGAUCAGGGAUGCACACGUCGACGUCAGCUGACAGAAUCCGUGACAGAACUUUGGGCAAACCGCUGCCAUCCUUCGGUUCCGAAACCAGUGCAUCAACAGGUUGGGGCUCGAAACCAUCGGGCGGUCAACCGGCACCCGUGCCUUCAUCAGCCUGGAGUGUCGAGGAGCCACCAGCACCCGUGAGCAAAGACUUUGCUUUCAGUGCCCCGUCCCCAGCACAGAUUCCGAGGGAAUCUUCCAUCUCCAUGACAUUCGCGUCCUAUGACGAUGAGGAGAUCUCAGCCCCCGUAGGCCCCCUACACGAAGGAUAUCCAGGACAUUCUCCUUGUCUCGAUCCUGCGCACACGUUUCCACAACCGCCCGGGCCUCAGCUGUCUUUUGGUGGACACGAUGGUUCUAUCUCUUUUGCAGACAACCCCUGGCAGUGAUCUCUGCGUUCUCAUGCAUAUGCAAUUCACCUUUUGGCUGUAUCAUAGACAAUUGCAUUCCGAAAGAUCAUUGCUUUUCG
Tilletiaria anomala UBC 951 is the source of this 4342-nucleotide messenger RNA. RefSeq names its product DUF726-domain-containing protein. Lineage: Eukaryota; Fungi; Basidiomycota; Exobasidiomycetes; Georgefischeriales; Tilletiariaceae. The record is from RefSeq and is a predicted model, not a curated record. Bases 129 to 4262 code for a protein of 1377 amino acids. The transcript is spliced from 5 exons.